AUGCCUUCAUACCUGGUCACGGGGGCCAAUCGUGGUCUUGGAUAUGGCUUUGUUCGACAACUCACCAAAGAUCCUGCCAAUACCGUCAUCGGUUUAGUUCGUGACAAGGUGGCGGCCGACAACACGGUCGCUGCCGAUGGUCUCAAGAACGUCACUAUGAUCCAAGCUGAAAUCUCCAAUCAUAAGUCAUCGGUGGCCGCUAGAGAUCAAGUAGCCCAAAUCACGGGCGGAUCACUCGACCACCUCAUCAACAAUGCCGCCUAUAUCGACGGCACCACUGCUGAUGCGGGGCUCGAUGAUUUCGAAGACACCCCGGAGACGCUGGAGACCGCGCUCUUGAAUUCUUUCCAAGUGAAUGUUGUCGGUGUCGUUCACACGAUCAAUGCCUUCCUGCCGCUCAUCAAGAAAAGCACCAUCAAGAAGGUGGUUCUUAUCUCUUCAGGAAUGGCCGAUCCUGAUGUGGUCAACGGAGGUGUUUGGAAAUCCGGUCCCUACACCAUCAGCAAAGCAGCAGCAAAUAUGGUUGUCUUCAAGUACAAUGCGAAAUACAAGGACGACGGAAUCUUGUUCUUUGCACUGUCUCCCGGUAUCGUCUCGACUUGGGGCGACAAGGGAGAACCCAAAACUGUCGACGAUUUCAGGAAGAAGGUACCGGGUUGGCCAGGUCCGUUGACUCCUUUGGAAUCGGCAGAAGCCUGCUUGAAUGUCAUUCAUGAUUUCAGCGUGGAGAAGGGGAAUGGUGGGGCUUUCGUGUCUCAUCAUGGAACCCAGCAAUGGCUUUGA
Molecule: messenger RNA, 783 nt
Organism: Rhinocladiella mackenziei CBS 650.93
Lineage: Eukaryota; Fungi; Ascomycota; Eurotiomycetes; Chaetothyriales; Herpotrichiellaceae
Exons: 2
Coding region: 1-783 (260 amino acids)
Molecular function (GO): oxidoreductase activity, acting on the CH-OH group of donors, NAD or NADP as acceptor
Source: RefSeq, a predicted model, not a curated record